AAAAAACAAAACAUUCAACAGAGAUAGCAGACCAGACAAUACGCCGGGUAUCUCGUAAAAGAACUUGUUAAAACACACAAGCCAGUUAUCACACGCCAAACCACCCAAUUGAGCAUACGCCUACACGUUGUUUUAACCUCAAGUUGUACCACAUCGAGGACGGCUAGAGAGAAAGAGCACGAAAAACGAGGCAUCCACAAAACUUCAAUACCAAAUCACUAAGGGAGAAAACUCACUAGUGAGGAACACGUUGUUUUGAUAGUUAGAAGGAGAGGGUUACAUCUUAGGCCGACACAUUUCAACCUCAGUACAAGAAGGACGACUGGAACCAGCAACAGAUGCCAUACGCUUGCCCCAUCAACGGUAAAGGUACGCAACUCAACAUUAGUGCAGCUCCCAGUAGAGUGUCGACUCCUCACAGUGAUGGCUCGAGGAAGCCAUCAGCAACACAGCUGGGUGACGAGAACAACGCACCAAACAGCGCGCCCGUUACGCCGCCCCGCCAGAGCAGAGCAGAUAGUGAUGCCAAACCUCACAGAGGGAUGUUCAUACUAAACGACGACGACGACGAUGAGGAUGAAACCUAUGACGAGUCACAGAUGUCGUCAUCCCGCAUAACAAUUCAAGCACCGCCUCCAAGCUCGACGCCCAUCAAGACACCACAGGCCGUACGACGUUUAUCACCUCAGCAGCCUGGAGAACACCAUACCUCGCCUUUGAGAAGAGCAUACUCGAGAAAGAACCAAGCCGCCAGCGGCAUCUCGAAGAUUACCUUCAACCGCUCCGACAUUCUGAGAUUCCCCAAGGAGUCAACACAUGCGUAUUCAUAUGCCCAUUUAUCUCCAAAUUCGUUGGCUGUUCGUCUCUCCGUGCUGAAGAGAUCGCUAGAGAUACUGCUGGAUCGCCCAGAGCUGAUGAACUUGAAGUCGUAUGUCCAGACUGGCCCCUCAACAAAUGGGCUGGACCUGGACAUUGGGACUUUUAUCUCACAGAUCCAAAAUGAGACGGCUAAAGACGUUGAUGUCGCUUCUCCGGUGUCGAAGAACUUGAACAUUCGGUCGAAUGCGUCUUCCGCAGCGUUGGCUGCUCUAUUCAACGAUCACAAGAACAACUCUCAACCUCCAGCUAACAGCAAGUCCGAUAACCACGACUCGGAUGCAAACGAAGGCAUUAAGAACUUGAUCAACAUAUUACAAGAGGAUGAAUUGUCUGACACUUCUUCGAAGAAUUUGGCACAGAACCUACACGAUUUGUCUCUUGCUACAGGUGACAGCUCGAAGAGCUUGGAAUCAAGAUCACAGCUGAAGGUCAAAAUGCUACACGCUUUGGCUACGCCAUUCUAUGAGCCUAUCAUCGAUACGCCAAUCAUACCAUUUAACAAAGGUGGAUCUUCUUUAGCACUUUCUGCCCUUGCCAAGGAGUCAGUGGUGUCACAAGGUAGCAAUGAAAGAGUAUUCCAUAACGUUUCACAGAGAAACAAUUCACCUCAGGCGGUCUUCACCUGCGAAUUGAACGAUCCUUGGAAUUUGAAGGCUGCUAAUGACUUGGCGUGUCUUAUAUUUGGUGUUUCAAAGGCAUCUCUACGUCGAUUGACUUUGUUGGAUUUAAUUGCCCCAGAUGCCCGUGAUUUUGUCCUCAAUAAGUUGAUUGAAAACUCAAUGACAAACGAUGAAAUGAUCUUUGCAGGUGAAGUGGUUGCAAUCGCUAAACGAGGUACGAAACUUACGUGGUCAAGUCUGUGGGCAAAGAAGAAGGGUAAUUUGAUUAUCUGUAUGUUCGACCAAGUUCCGUGUGAUUCUGUUGAUCUGAUAUAUAACGCUGAAGAAAACAAGAUUAUGUCAACCAAGAGCAUUUCUGGAUGUUUCUUCAACUAUGUCUCGCAGUGUUCAACCGUUGGUGACCUUGUGGAGAAAUUUGAUGAGACAACUCAAAUAGACAAUGAAGACACCAACGUUCCCCUUGCGGUAAUGAAGGCACAACUGGCUAAUGAUCAAAGAUACUUCACUGUGAAAAAGAAUGGGUACAAUGUUCCGUGUGCAUUGACAUCAAAGGUUAUUGACGAAAACGAAGGAAGGGUGAAAAUCAGAAUACACACAAUGCCUUACAUUGCCGGUGUCUUUAUUGUGUCCAGAUCUAACUACUCGGUGUUAUCUUUCAACAACUCUGUUUCAAAGAAUCUCUUUGGGUACAGUGAAAGACAAUUGACUAAUUGUUCUGUGGAUAAGAUCAUCCCAAAGUUUUCGAAGAUGAUGAAAUACAUCUUUAAGAAUAUGCCACGACUGAAAAUUAUGCCUGGUUUGGUACUUCCAGAGCACUUCUUCCGUCAAGUUGACUCGAAUCUAGAAAAUACAGGCGAAGAAGGAUUCUUAACAUCCCUUGGACUAAACGGUCUCCACAGCGAUGGUUCAACCAUCAAGAUUGAUGUUCAACUCAGAUGUACGAAUAGUGAUACUUUUGUUUUAUGGGUGACCCAUUCAAGAACACUCUAUGGUGGCUCGUUGCAACGCAAAGUUGAUUUCAAAUUAGAUACCGGUUCUGAAGAUGAGGAAUCCAUCAAGGCACCACAUGGCCCAUUUGAUGCAGAGGUGGUUGAUAAGAGUGAAGAUGAACUCCCGUCUCAGCUCUCGAUAUUGAACGUUAAUGAAAUUCAAACAGUCUCAAGAACUUCCAGCAUGAGAUCAACGACUGUUUCAUCAUCAACGCAAAGCUCAAACCUAUCAACCACCGAUAAUAGUGAGGUUGACAUUGGCCAGCUUGUUAACCCUCAAGUGGGAUCGGAAGCGAAAUCCGACUCCAAGACCGAUUUGACAAGGUACAAGAUGUUGGAUCAAAAAUUAGAUGAACUGGAGCUCCUAAAGCUUGAGAACGACGCCAUUGAAAAACGUAAAACAGUUUCACGCCAUUAUCCUCGUGUGAUUGGGUCAAAGAGACGAGAGAAGUCAUUUAACGAGUACAAGAUUGUGAAAAAGAUGGGCCAAGGUGCGUAUGGCCGUGUCGUUCUGGCUGAGAAUAAAGAGGAUCCCAAUUACAUUGUUGUGAUAAAGUUGAUCAUCAAGGAGCGUAUCUUGGUUGACACCUGGGUCAGGGACCGUAAACUGGGAACCAUCCCGUCUGAGAUCCAAGUAAUGGCGACACUGAACAAGAACCCGCAUCCGAACAUCAUGAGACUCAUCGAUUUCUUCGAAGAUGAUGACUACUACUACAUCGAGCUCCCGCCUCACGGCUAUCCAAUCCCGGCUAUCGACCUCUUUGACUUUAUCGAGCUGAAGAAGGAUAUGAGUGAGCUGGAGUGCAAAUCCAUCAUGAAGCAAAGCAUCAGUGCGAUUAACCAUUUGCAUAAUAACGGCAUCGUUCACAGAGACAUCAAGGACGAGAACUUGAUCAUCGAUGCCAACGGAGUUAUAAAGCUCAUCGACUUUGGAUCAGCUGCAUACAUCAAACAAGGUCCAUUCGACGUGUUUGUCGGCACGUUGGACUACGCUGCGCCUGAGGUCCUCAACGGAUUACCAUACGAGGGAAAGCCACAGGACGUGUGGUCCCUUGGUAUCUUGCUGUAUACCCUCAUAUACAAGGAGAACCCGUUCUACAACGUUGAUGAGAUCAUGGAGGGCGAACUUCGUAUACCGUUUGUCACCAGCGAAGGAUGUCUCUCUUUAAUCAAGCGAAUUCUACAAAGGGAUAUCCGCAAACGUCCAGCGAUGAAGGACAUUGUGGUGGAUCCAUGGCUAAUUGAAUAAAACCACUCACAGGAUA
This is a messenger RNA of Williopsis jadinii, 3753 nucleotides long. RefSeq names its product Pkinase-domain-containing protein. Gene Ontology annotation, biological process: negative regulation of glycogen biosynthetic process; protein phosphorylation; intracellular signal transduction. The record is from RefSeq and is a predicted model, not a curated record. The coding region runs from base 339 to 3737 and encodes 1132 amino acids. Lineage: Eukaryota; Fungi; Ascomycota; Saccharomycetes; Phaffomycetales; Wickerhamomycetaceae. Gene Ontology annotation, cellular component: cytosol; cytoplasm; nucleus. The transcript has a single exon. Gene Ontology annotation, molecular function: protein serine/threonine kinase activity; ATP binding.